UAUAAGCUUUGCAAAUGCAAAAUUUUUCAACAAGCAGUCUGCGGCUUGUUUUCUUUUCUUAUCACAUACCCUGCAAUUUUUUUGGACCUACCACUACGAAAGCAAUUUUUUGCAAAUUGUCAAAUUUCGCUACCACCUGCAUCUCGUGCUGUUUUGCCGGUCCUUUAUAAUAUGCAACUGAAGUUCUAAUGUUUUUUCUUUCAUCACAAAACGAAUUAUUAUUUUCAAUAAGUUCUAAUGGAGGAGGAAAUCGCCGACAAAAUUCUGAAUUUUCUACGAAAGUCUCCCAACAAGAACGCUCUGAAUAAUGUUGAAUCGAACUUGAACAUUUCUUCUCCAUCAUCUAGCUAUGCGUUGGAAAAUGGAAAUGAUUCUUGUGCUGACGAUUCUAUAUCACCAGAAGAUCCUAAUGAAUUUGAAUGUUUUGCUCAAAGCAGCGUUCCAUUCAGUUUAGAUUUCUCUUUUACUCAAUAUGUAUCUCAGAGUGUCGAUAAAUUUCACGAAGUUAAAAUAAGCGAAUAUAAAGAACGUAACAAUGUUAUCCUUGAUGAAAGACGAACAACCAGUGAAAAUCGUAGCAUGUGGACAAAAUUUUGUUCCUUCAUGGAUGAGUGUUUGGAAAGUGAAACGGAAGUGCAGACACUACUAAACGAAUUAAAAACAGAUGUAUCGUCAUUUACUGGUAUUAAUGAGAAAUCCGAAUUACUCGAAAUUGCAACUUUAACCAUUUUCAAUCUGUACGUGAAAGAAAAGACAUCUACGAAUCGAAAAGAAGAACUUCAACGAAUAUUUCAUGUUUCUGAUUUUAAAAAUAUCUACAGUGUUACGACUACGGUCAACAGCAUAUUAAAAUUAUUCUCGGAUAGAAGAUUGGAAGAUUUCAAUAUCCGAUGGUACGAAGUAUUUAAAGAUCGAAUCGAGGAUUUGGAAUCUCUCCUUGGUUCAGAUUCCAAAGGAAAAGAAAGCGCAAGUAACAGUUUCACGAAUAACAGAUCAUUCAAUAAAGAAGAAAGUUGGAAAAACCUGAAGAAAUUCAACGUCUCCAACACAUCCGAUAAGCAUAUAAUAUUUAAAGAAAUGCUGUUUGAUGAAAAGUUGAAUGAUCCUGCAGUGGAAAUGGCUGUCGAGAAAAAAGAAUGUUUUAACGGUAGUGACGUGCCUUCCGAUGAGCUUGUUACGUUAUGUAUCAACAUUGAUCUGAAAAAUGAUGGGUCCAACAAUUACGCCGGUGAUAGUUGUAAAGUAAACAGAGCAUUUAUCAUGUGCAGAAUGCCCGUUGAAUCAGUCGUAUAUGAAUUGAACAAAAAUAUUGUUCAGAGAAUGCUACUGAAAAAGUUGAAAAAAAUACUGAAAAACGAAAAAUUGAAGUCAAGAUUCAAAGAUUCUAAGAAAAAAGUAGUAAAAAGAGUUAAAUCAAGUAAUCAACAACGAUCGAUGUUUUACUAUGAUAAUGAUGCGAAUGAUAUUCAAUCAAAAACCGAAUCUAAUGUGAUUGGUAAAAAUUGGAUUGAAAAACAGUUGAGAGCAAUUUUAAGCGAAGAAGUUUAUGAUUCCAUUAAUUAUAAAUUAGUAGUGCUCGGUAUAUUGGACUUGAUAAUGUCCACAUUAUCGAACGAAAAUUUAGAAUCACAGUUAACAGAUGUGUUCGGACCAAAAAAUGUAAAUUUUGUUAAAAGUUUACUCGAGCAUCGUGAAAGUAUCCAAAAUCACUGCAAAUCUUCGAAUAAAAAAAGAAGCGUUCAGACAUUGUCACUCAUGGAACUGGAAAAACUCGGUGAAUUAUUGAAUCAAUUUGAAGAAGAAAAUGAGUACAUGUAUGAGAAAUCGCCGAAAUCCGACUUUUACAACUCGACUGAAGGACGCAAAACCACAAAAAGUGCGAAGUCGAUCUCCUCAAGAAGUAAAACUAUUUCGUAUCCGAACGUAUUCGACUCCAAUUUGGAAGCUAAAUUGUCACCUGGAUUCAUUUCCGGUACUAAAAUAAUGUUACCUGAGAAUCAUAGACGAAAAGAUACUAGAGUUUACGAAGAAGUGUAUAUUCCUGUUUCUCCUCCGGCUUUACCCAGCAACUUAGAAACAGAAAGAGUUGCCAUUUCAUCUUUAGAUAAAAUCGGCCAAUCAGCAUUUCAUGGUAUUAAAUCUCUAAAUACUAUCCAAUCCAUCGUUUUCAAAACAGCGUAUUAUUCGAAUGAUAAUUUACUGAUUUGUGCUCCGACCGGAGCUGGUAAAACCAACAUUGCUUUGCUUACCAUGGUGCACGAAAUAAAACAAAAUAUAGAACAUGGUGUUCUGCAGAAAGAUAAUUUCAAGAUCAUUUAUAUUGCACCGAUGAAAGCGUUAGCUGCCGAAAUGACGCAGAAUUUCAGCGUUAGACUGAAAGAAUUGGGGAUUAACGUUAGAGAGUUAACUGGGGAUAUGCAACUGACCAAAAAAGAAAUUGCCAAUACUCAAUUACUGGUGACAACUCCCGAAAAAUGGGAUUUAGUAACAAGAAAGGGAGAUGGCGAUACGACUCUUUCAAGUCUUGUUAAGCUGUUGAUAAUAGACGAAGUUCAUUUAUUACAUAGCGAUCGAGGACCUGUUAUAGAAGCAUUAGUAUCUCGAACUUUAAGACAGGUUGAAACGUCACAAAAAAUGAUUAGAAUUGUGGGCCUAUCGGCAACUCUACCUAAUUAUCUGGACGUAGCUGCAUUUUUACGAGUAAAUCCUCAAGUUGGAUUGUUCUUUUUCGAUUCGCGAUUCCGGCCAGUUCCUUUGAGUCAACGUUUCGUCGGUGUUAAAUCGAGAAAACCGGCUCAACAGAAUAUGGAAAUGAAUCAAGUCUGUUACGAUACACUCUUACCUGUGAUCAAAGAUGGGAUGCAGGUUAUGGUAUUUGUGCAUGCUCGAAAUGCUACGAUGAGAACGGCAAUGGCAUUGAAAGAAAUGGCCCAAACAAAAGGUCACUUAUCUUUGUUCGAAAGUAAAGAAGAUAAAAAUAUUCAGUCGAAAAAAUUAUUCGAUCGUGUUAAAUCCAAGCAGUUGGGAGAAUUGCUAUCCUAUGGAUUUGCUGUUCAUCAUGCUGGCUUAUUACGUCAUGAUAGGUCACUGGUUGAAGAUUGUUUCUCCAAAGGAUUAGUAAAAGUAUUGGUUUGUACGGCUACCUUAGCUUGGGGAGUUAAUUUACCAGCUAACAUGGUUAUUAUCAAGGGAACGGAAAUUUACGAUGCUAAGCACGGUUCCUUUGUUGAUCUUGGUAUUCUGGACGUUCUACAAAUUUUCGGAAGAGCUGGUAGACCCCAAUUCAACGAAUUUGGCGAUGGUGUUAUAAUUACAUCUCAUAGUAAACUUCAUCAUUAUUUAUCAUUGAUGAUGAACCAGUUCCCAAUUGAGAGUAAAUUCAUUUCGUAUUUGUCUGAUAAUUUAAAUGCAGAGAUUACUUUGGGCACCAUCAACAGCAUCGAUGACGCGAUAGAAUGGUUAAGUUACACUUACCUGUUUGUCAGAAUGAAAAGAAACCCUCAAGAAUACGGCAUUAACUAUACCGAUGUCGAGAAUGAUUUCACGUUGUUUAAUAAAAGGAAAGAACUCAUCGUACACUCUGCAAAAAUCUUAGAUAAAUUACGGAUGAUUAGAUACCACGAAGAAAUUGGCAAACUGUCUCCAACAGACUUGGGACGUACAGCGAGUCAUUUCUAUGUUAAAUACGAUACGAUUGAGAUUUUCAACGAAUUACUGAAACCGUUCAUGAACGAAUCCGAUACUCUUAAAAUGUUGGCUCAAGCAACCGAAUUUGAGCAAUUAAAAGUAAGAGAUGAAGAAAUGGAUGAAUUGGAUCAGCUUCAACCACAAUGUUGCGAAUAUGACGUUACUCUUGGAAGUGAAAAUAUUCACGGAAAAGUGAAUAUUCUGUUACAAACAUUUUUAUCUCGAGGCCACGUUAAAUCAUUCUCCUUAGUAUCCGAUUUAGCGUAUAUUUCUCAAAAUGCCAGUCGUAUUAUGAGAGCUUUAUUCGAUAUCGUAUUGAGAAGAAAUGAUCCAAUUUUAGCUGGAAGAUUUUUACGCGUCAGUAAGAUGUUUGAACGGCAACUGUGGUUUUUCGAAACGCCCCUUCGUCAAUUUCAUACCAUACCUUUUGAUAUUCUUGAUAAAAUCGAAAAGAAAGAAAUACCCGUCGAAAAAUUCAGAGAAAUGGAUGUCAAAGAGAUAGGUGAAUUGAUUAGAAAUGCUAAGAUGGGCGCAAGAUUGAAACAAUGUGCCGAAGAGUUCCCUCUGCUGCACUUGAAUGCUAUUGUGCAGCCGAUUACUCGCGGAGUAUUAAGAAUACGAUUGAAAAUUCGCGCGGACUUUACGUGGAAUGAUAGAGUUCAUGGAAAAUCUGUUGAACCAUUUUGGGUCUGGGUUGAAGAUUCGGAAAAUAAUUUUAUUUAUCAUUCCGAGUAUUUCUUGUUGUCCAGAAAACAUGUAAUGAAAGGCGAAGUGCAAGAAUUGGUGUUUACCAUUCCAAUCCACGACCACGAACGCCUCCCUUCCCAGUACAUGAUACGAGUACCCAGUGAUAGAUGGUUAGGCUCGGUAUCUAGUACACCUAUUUCUUUGCAGAGUAUCGUAUUGCCUGAAUUGCAUCCCGUUCAAACAGAAUUGUUACCACUCCAGCCUUUACCGGUGACCGCUCUGCAGAAUUCUGAUUUCGAAAGUUUAUAUAAAUUUACGCAUUUUAAUCCGAUUCAGACUCAGAUAUUUCACUGUCUAUAUCAUACCGAUAAUAAUGUGUUACUUGGAGCGCCAACCGGUUCCGGAAAAACGAUAGUAGCAGAAAUUGCUUUCUUCAGAGUAUUUAAAGAUAAUCCCGAUGCUAAAGUGGUUUAUAUUGCUCCUUUGAAAGCUCUGGUAAAAGAACGUAUGAGAGAUUGGAAAGUCAGAUUUCAAAAGAAACUGAAAAAAGAAGUUGUCGAGUUGACGGGUGAUGUUACGCCCGACAUACAAGCCAUCUCAUCCGCAUCCAUAAUCGUGACAACGCCUGAAAAAUGGGACAGUAUUUCACGUAGUUGGCAAACACGUACUUAUGUGAAAAAAGUUGUCUUGAUAGUGAUAGACGAAAUUCAUCUUCUGGGAGAAGAUCGUGGACCGGUAUUGGAAGUAAUUGUUUCUCGAACAAAUUUCAUCGUUUCUCAUACCGAAAAGAAUAUUCGUAUUGUUGGAUUAUCGACUGCUUUGGCCAAUGCGCAAGAUUUAGCCAAUUGGUUAAGAAUUGACGAAAUGGGAAUGUACAAUUUCAGACCAUCUGUUAGACCCGUGCCUUUGGAAGUGCAUAUUAGCGCUUUCCCGGGCAAAUAUUAUUGCGCACGGAUGGCUUCCAUGAAUAAGCCAGUUUUCCAAGCUAUUAAACAGUAUUCGAUUUCUCAGCCUGUUCUGGUUUUUGUGUCUUCUCGCAGACAAACUCGUCUUACCGCGAUGGAUUUACUCGCACAAUUGGCCUCCGAAAAUAAUCCUAAGCAGUGGCUUAAAAUCAAAGAUCACAAAAUGAAUAAAAUAUUGGAAACGAUAAAAGAUGAUAAUUUAAAAAUGGUAUUAGGCUUUGGAAUAGGCUUACAUCACGCUGGUCUUCAAGAAAACGAUCGUAAAAUUGUCGAAGAAUUGUUCGAACAUCAACAUAUUCAAGUUUUAAUCGCUACUUCGACAUUAGCCUGGGGAGUAAAUUUUCCCGCACAUCUGGUUAUCGUUAAAGGAACCGAGUACUACGACUGUAAAAGCCAUCGCUAUGUUGAUAUGCCCAUCACGGAUAUUUUGCAAAUGAUGGGAAGAGCUGGUCGACCGCAGUUUGAUAAAUCAGGCAUAGCUGUCGUAAUGGUGCAUGAUGUGAAGAAAAAUUUCUAUAAAAAGUUCCUGUACGAACCGUUCCCCGUCGAAUCAAAUUUAUUGGCUGUUUUACCCGAUCAUCUGAAUGCCGAAAUUGUUGCCGGAACGCUUAGAACAUGUCAAGAUGCAGUAGAUUACCUCACGUGGACUUAUUUCUUUCGUAGACUGUUGCAAAAUCCAACUUUUUAUAAUAUUUCAUCGGCGCAGCAAGAAGAUGUCAAUGAUUUCCUGAGUAAUUUGAUCAAAGGCGCUGUAACGACGUUACAGAACUCGCAUUGCGUUGUUUUGGACGAGGAUGAUCGUACUCUGUAUCCGACCACAUUUGGUCGUAUAGCUUCGUAUUAUUAUAUUAGCCACAAUACCAUGCUACAUUUCGCUAACAAGCUGAAAUCAGAUAUGAGUAUCGAAGAUCUACUUCACGUUUUAUCGCAUGCUUCCGAAUACAACGAGAUUCCCGUGCGUCAUAAUGAAGAAAUUUAUAACGCAGAAUUGGCGAAAUAUUGUCCAGUGAAAGUAGACCCAUCUACGUACGAUUCUCCGCAUACGAAAACGCAUUUAUUAUUACAGGCCCAUUUUUCCCAUCUCGUUUUACCUUGUACCGAUUAUCAAACUGAUUUGAAAUCUGUUCUGGAUCAGUCUUUAAGAAUUUUACAAGCUAUGAUUGAUGUCUGCGGUGAACGUGGAUGGCUGGUUUCUACCCUUCGUGCUCAACAAUUGAUACAGAUGUUGGUUCAAGGUCGUUGGGUGACGAAUCAUUCUUUGCUAACGUUGCCGCACAUAGAACAGAGACACGUGUACUUGUUUACGAGGGGUUACCCUAUGCCUCCUUCGCUUCCGGCGUUACGCGAAACAGUGUGUGACAAUUAUUCCGAAUUAAUGAACAUGCUGCAGAAUGAGUUCACUGAAUCGCAGAUCAAUUCGAUUUACGAGGUCCUCUGUAACUUGCCAAAAAUUCAAAUCAAUUUUACUAUAUCGGAAUCUAUACAACAGAAUAAAUUUGACGACGAGCCGACUGAUGCUCCCAAAAUCGAAGUCGUGGAUUUACACAAACCUGUUGUCGUUCACUCAGGAAGAGAGUACGUGCUGAAUUUAAGAAUGAUCCAGCUGGUUAACCGUAAGGAUAUACGGGUUCAUGCUCCGAGAUUCCCUAAACCUAAAGAUGAAAGUUGGUUCCUAACGUUAGGUUGUAUUAGAACGAAAGAUUUACUGUCUAUGAAAAGGUUCACGUUCGGGCGAAGAACUGAAGUCUUUCAUAAUUUAAUUUACAAGGUUCCCGAUAAAACAGGUCGAGAAAGACUGAGCAUAUACCUCAUGUCCGAUUCAUAUCUCGGAUUAGAUCAGCAGUACAAUAUCACGUUGGAUAUUAUUUCUUAGAAACGUUGUGAUAACCAAAUUUUUUCACUUUUUUUACGUUUUUGUUUUGUAAUUAAUUAUAUACCUACUUAUUUUUGUUAUCUACUGAAUAUAAAACAGAACGUAAA
Molecule: messenger RNA, 7319 nt
Organism: Planococcus citri (citrus mealybug)
Lineage: Eukaryota; Metazoa; Arthropoda; Insecta; Hemiptera; Pseudococcidae
Gene: obe
Product: obelus
Exons: 38
Coding region: 238-7212 (2324 amino acids)
Molecular function (GO): nucleic acid binding; ATP hydrolysis activity; ATP binding
Source: RefSeq, a predicted model, not a curated record